Molecule: messenger RNA, 1812 nt
Organism: Anopheles bellator
Lineage: Eukaryota; Metazoa; Arthropoda; Insecta; Diptera; Culicidae
Product: polyserase-2-like
Exons: 7
Coding region: 1-1812 (603 amino acids)
Biological process (GO): proteolysis
Molecular function (GO): serine-type endopeptidase activity
Source: RefSeq, a predicted model, not a curated record
AUGGCGAUCCUCAUUACAGCGCUUGGCAGUGCCGGCCGACCAUCGCUGCUCUGGCUGCUGAUCGUUUGCCUGCUCAAUGACACCGUCAGUGGUAAUGUGGCCACCGGGAGGCAGGAAGUCGAGAGUGCCGUGCAAAUUCAAACACAGAAAAACAAUCCGUUCAUCGAAUGGCUUGCCGGGCUGAUCGGCAGUCCGGCCCCGCCGCCAACGGAGCCACUUACGCCGCCCGAGUCGUGCCCGUCUUGUAAGUGUGGCCGGACCAACCGUUUGACGCGAAUCGUUGGCGGUAUGGAAACGAAAGUCAACCAGUACCCGUGGAUGGCGCUGCUAAAGUACGGCGGUACGUUCUACUGUGGCGGAUCACUGAUCAGCGAUCGACACGUCCUGACGGCAGCCCACUGUGUGCACGGCUUCAAUUCCGAAAAGAUCACCGUGGUGAUGAUGGAGCACGACCGUGUCCUGACGACGGAAUCGAAGUUGCUGACGGCCAAAGUGAAGCGAGUGAUCGAGCACAGCGGGUACAACUCGAACAACUACAACAGCGACAUCGCCAUCCUGCUGCUGGGCAGUGUGAUGGAAAUCGACGACCGGCUGUGUCCGGUGUGUCUGCCCACGAAGAAAAAGCCUUUCUCCGGCUAUGACGGUAUCGUCACGGGAUGGGGGGCCACGUCGGAAAAUGGACCCAUCUCCACCAACCUGCAGGAGGUCACGGUACCGAUCAUGUCGAACGCCGAAUGCCGCAAAACGGGCUACGGACCGACGCGGAUCACCGACAACAUGAUGUGCGCCGGGUACAGCGAGGGCAAGAAGGACUCGUGCCAGGGUGACAGCGGUGGCCCACUGCACGUGAUAAAGCAAAACAGCACCGACAACAUCCAUCAGAUCGCCGGCAUCGUGUCGUGGGGCGAGGGCUGCGCCAAGCCCAACUACCCCGGGGUCUACACGAGGGUGAACCGCUUCGGGUCGUGGAUCCGCAACAACACCGUCGAUGGGUGCUACUGCGACGAAGACUAUUGUAAGAUGCUUUGCGGUGUGACCCAGAACAGCACCUUCGAACAGCAGCCACGCAUUGUGGGAGGACAGGACGUUUCGCCGACAAACAAGUACUCCUGGACGGCACUGCUGCAGUACUACGGACAGAACCAGGGAUCCGGAACGCUGAUCAACGAUCGCACCGUCAUUAGCUUGGCCACCAUCAUCUCGGGCAUGGUAGUCUCCAUCCAGAUCGCCGUGAUUUUCGAUGCCUUCGAUGCCAGUGCCACUACCGAGCCCACGAGACGCUCGUUUGCGGUGGCCAGAGCACGGGUGCAUCCCCAGUUCACGGCGCAGAACCCUUUCCGCCACAACAUUGGCUUACUGCAGCUGGUCGUCCCGGUCACGAUCAGCCCCAGCUUUAUGCCCAUCUGCUUGCCCAACAAUUAUGACAGCUUUGCCGGUACCGAAGCGGUCCUGGCAGGCUGGGGAGCCAGCGAUCAGGGUGGUACUCCGUGGCAAGCGCUCCGUGAAACGACGAUCCCGCUCUACUCCGUCGACGAGUGCCAACUUGCGUACCCCAACGCGACCGAGGACAACAUUUGCGGUGGUGUGUUCUACCCGGCCCCGACGGACCAACAUAAAACACUGUGCGAUGGAGACGGAGGCGCUGGCCUAAUGUACCCGUCGAAGGUCGAUCAAUCACUGAAGGCCUUGAUAGGCAUUGCUUUGGAGGCUCCUGAUGGCGGGUGUGGCGCAACCAACGAACCUGCACUGUUUAUUAAAUUUUACAAAUACGUUUCUUGGGCCCAAAGGCAAAGCCCAGGAUGUUACUGCUAG